Molecule: messenger RNA, 1052 nt
Organism: Lotus japonicus
Lineage: Eukaryota; Viridiplantae; Streptophyta; Magnoliopsida; Fabales; Fabaceae
Exons: 2
Coding region: 275-856 (193 amino acids)
Source: RefSeq, a predicted model, not a curated record
AGCUUCCUUCUUAAAAAAAAAUACCCUAUUGGAUCUUCCCCGGCGCAUUUACGAUUGUACCCCUUCUGGUUAUGAUAGCCCCCGGUCGGCGUCAACCUCCGAGCCGAAGCUCCUUCACAGCUCUCGGCUUCCCUCGCCGUCGUUAUGUGAGGUACCGCCGAUUGAUGAGCUAGUUCAACCACCAACACCGCUUAACCAAACGCCGUGGGAAAGAAAUCCUGAAGUUCAUUACAUCUUUGCCCCUCUGUUUUUUCUUGUAUUUUUCUACUUCAACAUGCCGAGUCCAAACAGCCACCGGCGGGGAAGGUUGUCGGUUGAGAGACCUUCGUCUUGCCACGGCCACAACGCCAUGGCUCCGACUCCGCUCCGCCGUCCGAAGACUGACCCUGACCUUCUGUCUUACCGGAACCACGCCGGAUCGCCGCCGGAGGGUCUGCCGAGACAGCCGCCGAAGCUGCUGCUCAAGGUGACGGUUCUUGGAAGCCUCGGGCCUGUGCAGGUUCUCAUGAGGCCGGAAUCCACCGUCGGCGAGCUGGUGGCGGCGGUGGCGCGGCAGUAUGUGAAGGAAGCUCGCCGUCCGAUCCUGCCGACCAACGACGCCUCCGAUUUCGACCUUCAUUACUCGCAGUUUAGCCUAGAAAGUUUGCAUAGGGAGGAGAAGCUAGUAGAACUUGGGUCUAGGAACUUCUUCAUGUGCCCGAGGAAAAAGCUUGCCGCAACCACCCCUGCUGCCGUUGAAGGCGGUGGCGUGACGUUGACGACGGCGUUUGCGUCGUGUGCGAAAGAGGCCGGGAAAGGUUCCGGUAGGGAUGGUGGUGGUUUUGGUUGGUUGAAACUCCUGCGUUUCAUGCUGUGAUUGCCUGAUUGUUUGGUUAGUUAUUGUUUGUCUCAAAUAAAUAUUUGGACAAUGAAUUCAAUGCCGGUUACAUGUACAAAUUGGUCUCGGCAAGAAUUGAUAGUUGUGGGCAUUCGAAGGAAAAUUGUAAAAAUUGUAUGUAUGAUUUUUGGAUACAUACAUGAUAAUCUUAAAAGCUGCUCUUAAUUUAGUCCAA